This is a messenger RNA of Hevea brasiliensis (rubber tree), 4821 nucleotides long. RefSeq names its product protein LIKE COV 1. The coding region runs from base 234 to 1034 and encodes 266 amino acids. Gene Ontology annotation, biological process: stem vascular tissue pattern formation. The transcript is spliced from 7 exons. The record is from RefSeq and is a predicted model, not a curated record. NCBI's taxonomy places the organism in Eukaryota, Viridiplantae, Streptophyta, Magnoliopsida, Malpighiales, Euphorbiaceae. Gene Ontology annotation, cellular component: Golgi apparatus.
AAAAAAAGACAAACAAAAAUUUUGCAUUUCUAAACCUUAUUACAUUUUUUGCGUUUCAAAAGAAUCUGGGCUUUUUCAGGAUAGAUAUUAACCACUGCGUCGCCUUGCUUGCCUGCAAAAUUAACAGUUUCCGGCCGGAGAGUUGGUCUUCGCAGCAGCCAUCGGAGAAUUGGAAUUUCAUAAUAGUGUGUCGUUUUUUUCUUUUUUUCUUUCUUCUUUUUCCCCCUUAAUCGAUGGGCGAUGAGAAAUCCACGAUCGUGAUGGCGGGUAGAGACCGAGAAAGAGAUCGGGAGCUUCUUAUCCCCGUCUCCGACUCUUUACACGAUGAUGUCGCCCCCAAAGCUUCGUCAUCUUCUUCGUCGUCGCAUCAUUCGGGACGUGAGACGUUUUACAAAGUUGUUAGGAGCUGGGCUUCAAAAAAGUUCAUGACUGGAUGUGUAAUCCUAUUCCCCAUUGCUAUCACUUUCUACAUAACAUGGUGGUUUAUUCAUUUUGUUGAUGGAUUUUUCUCUCCAAUCUAUGCCCAACUUGGUAUUGAUAUAUUUGGUCUUGGAUUCAUAACUUCCAUAACAUUCAUUUUCUUGGUUGGGGUAUUCAUGUCAUCUUGGUUGGGAGCAUCUGUCUUGGGUCUCGGCGAGUGGUUUAUUAAACGGAUGCCGUUUGUUCGCCAUAUUUAUAAUGCUUCGAAGCAAAUAAGUGCUGCCAUAUCACCAGAUCAAAACACACAGGCAUUCAAGGAAGUAGCCAUCAUCAGGCAUCCACGCAUUGGUGAAUAUGCAUUUGGGUUCAUAACUUCGACUGUGAUCCUGCAGAACUAUUCUGGGGAAGAGGAGCUAUGCUGUGUCUAUGUUCCUACUAAUCAUCUGUAUAUUGGUGAUAUAUUCCUGGUCAAUGCCAAAGAUGUUAUCAGACCCAAUCUCUCAGUCCGGGAAGGCAUUGAAAUUGUAGUGUCUGGGGGAAUGUCGAUGCCUCAAAUCCUUUCAACGUUGGAUUCACGCAUUCCAUUGGACAGAAGUAGAUCCGACCUAAGCUGAGUUGAAGGCUAUAUCUGUAGAGGAGUCGAUUUAUUGUUUCCAUUGGUUUCAGAUUAAGUCAUCAGAACAGCCACAAUAGAAUCAUUGGAAUGGCUGCAUUAAGAUUGGUGAGGUUAAUGUUGGAUUUGAGUUGAGAUCAAAAGUUUUGGACGGUUGAUGGAUCAAAUUCUGGUGGCUUAUGUCACAUUGGUUAUUGUUUAGAAUGUAGAUUUUAGUGUUUGCUUGGAAAUAUAGUCUGGUGGAUAACACUGGCAGAUAGGCUUGUUCGUUUUGGGUCCCCAAUUUAUUGUCCCACGUUAUUAGCAUGGUUUUGGCUCUGGGCUCUGAAUUUGUACUUCACAGAUGAUUCCAACUCUCAAAGUUUGCCUUGUAGAUAAGACUUCAUAUAUUUCAAGUUCAAUGGCGUCUCACUAUGAUUUCUUGUUCAAAAUUUUUAAGUGUGAAAUUUGGAGUUAAAAGACAUUAAAAACAAGGGCAAAUUAAAAAAAUUAAAAAAAUUGAGGUUUGGCACUUUGACAUCUGGUUUCAGUACUAUAUUAUUAAUUUUGUUAAUGUGAUGAAAUAUUGUUUUAAAAAUAUCUUAUAUCUCACAAAUAAUAAAAUUUUUUUUUACAAAAAUAAAAGAAUUAAAUUAAUAAUUUUAAUAAAAGGAAAAACUUUAUUUUAUUUGUUAUAUAUUGUGAGUUUUCAUUAGGCUUUCAUUAUUCUAAAGAAAAUAUAUAAUAUUUUUUAAAUAAAAAUUAUAUUAUAGUUAUUAUGAUAAAUUUUAUUGUAUAAUGUUUAUGCUCUGGGUAAUGAUAACAGUGUCUGGACCUUUUAUUGUUAACCCAAAUGCCCUAAGCUAUUGGAGUUUGCAUUUCACUAAAGACGAUCCAUUGGCUCAUAUUGACUCGUGAGUAGCCGUCACGAGCGUAAAUAUGCGCUCGCACGUACUUUAGUGGAGUCCGAAGUUUAGUUAGCUCUCAAUAAACGAGGACCCCACAACGAAAACCCUAGCAAGCCGACUCGCUUCUCUUUAUAAGCAGCUGCGAAGGGGCUGGAAAGCAGAUGUUACGCUUGGCCUCAAUUUGCUCUCUUCUUCUAUGGUUAGCGUCUCUGUUGAUGUAUGGUUUUUGCACUUUGUUUCGAUUUGAGGUUUGUUCCUGAAUGUUAUGUGUUCUUCGCUGAGAAAGAUGAGUUGGGGACGGUGACGAUUUCAGCAUGAAAAGGUCUCGUUCGUCGUAAUUGGCUCUAAAGGGCCUUGACGACCAUCCUGCUAUAUCACCACCCAUAUUCCGAGUCCCCAUUCUUCAAUCUUUUUUUUUUCUUUUUUAGUUUCUCUUUUAGCUUCUUGUUCUUAAUAUACUUGUGGAUCGGCCGAUGAUUAAACAACAUUUUAAGACAAGCAUAUGUCUGAAAUUAUCUGUGUUGAUCAAUCUAAUCUUCUCUAUGAGGCCGGUUUAUUUUUUUUCAAUCCAUCUCUGCUUGUUUUUGUUUGGUUGCUGGGAAAAUAAGGUUGCCGGUGAUGAAAGAAUUGGUAUAUUUUGUCACAUAUGAGAAUCUGUGAUUACUUACAUACCACUACUGCCUUCCUUCUGAGGCUUGUAAAUCUCUUGCGUUUGAUUGCUCAUGUGUUUGCUUAUUAUCUUAGAUCAAUUCGUUUUUAAAUUGUAUAUAAUGGGUCACAUGAUGAUCGUAAGCAUAGUUCAACUGAUAAUCUCUGUGAUUAUGAAAACAUUUUGUCUUUCGCUCCUAUCUGAUGGCCCAUUUAUAAUGAUUGUACAAAUUUUCAAUUUGGCUGUUUUAAUUUUAUAAAUUUUGUGGCUUUUUGAAUUUCCUAACCAUUUAUUUUUCUUGGCUUAUUUACAUGUUUGUUUACCUGGUAAGUUGAAUGUAAGUGCAGUUUCUUAUUAUUUCAUCCACAUUUGGUUUUAUGUAUUGGCCUGUGAUUUAAAUAGUUUAUAUAGACAAGCAUAUGCCUGAAUUAUUAGGUGUUGACAAUCCAAAUUGGAUGUACCUAUGAGGCCUAAAGAUAUUUGAUUCUUUAUAUCUGAAUCCUUGCAAUGGAUCAUUGUUAAAUAUUGUUUUAGUGGGAAGUGUUGUCUAUACUUCAUUGCCAGUUUAUGAUAUUAGAUACAUGAUAUGGUUUUCUUUGUACUAGCAUCAUCAUAGAUAUAUGUAAAGUUUGUCAACUUGGGGAGGCAGUGACGAAUUCUAUCAAUGGUCUCGUUCGGCAUAAUGGCAUGUUUGCCUUGCUGACCAUUCUGAUAUAUCACCGCCCAUAUUCUGAUUCCUAACCCAUGUUCCGAGUCCUAUCGAUGAAUUGGCCAAAAUUAUGUUCAUAUGAAUCCUUUAGCAAGCCUGUGUUUUUAUUAUAAUGUGAAAAUUUGAUACAAUAUUCUUUGAUUAGUUUUGCUUGGCUUUGGAAGUGAUUGCUGGAUGGUUUGUUCUCAUUUGUACUGCAGAGAUAACAUUACUGUCAAAUGUUUUCAUGGUUUUAACAAAAUACAAUUAAAUUAGCUGAAUCGAAGAUGGGAUUUGUCUGGAUGUGGUAACUUGUUUUUGUUUGAAGAAUGUUGUUGUAUAGAUUUUUCUGUUAUUAGGCCGGAUCUGUAUACUGCUUUUAGAGUAAAACCUUACUCUAGGCAGCCUAGGCCACCGAAUUCCCAUGAUUGCCCCGUCAAUUAUCAAUGGUAAUAGACAAUUACGUGUUACCAGCUAACCAUUGGUACCACCGCCACAAUCACUUGCCUACUGUAAUCAUCACCUCUAUCGUCGUAAUUGCACUUCUUUAUUAUUAUUAAUCUAGAUAAAUUAAAUAUUAAAAUGAAAAUUAUCAUUAUAUUAGACGUCACAUUAUUUAUUUUAUUAUAUAUCUUCCUAUUCCCCCUAAGAUCAGAGUGUUUAUAUGGAGGGUAGUGCUGAAUUCCAUCUCAGUCAAGGAGAACCAAGUAAAGAAAAGAGUGCAGGCGAGUCCUAUUUGCCUAAUAUGUAAUUUGGAGUCUGAAUCAGAGGAACUGCCCUGGUGUGGUGCCAGCACGCACGUGCAACCUGGUUUCUAAGCCCGGGUGCAUUUCAUCUGUGGUUAUGGAGGUUCUGAAUGGGAAAAUGGAUCAAGGUAUAUUGAUCUCUGCAGCUUUCACAUGCUGGUUUAUUUUGGAAGGCUUGGAAUAAAGCCUUAUUUGAGCAUCUUAAUACUAAUCUGCUUCUCACAGCUCGGCAGAUAUCUGUUGCUAUAUGAGAUACGCACAUGACCAGCUUUGUGCAGCAAUCUCCCAGGAGGAAUUCUGUAGACAAUAACGGAAUCAAUUCAACUCAGGCUUGGCAUCCCCCUCCUAUUAAUACUUUGAAAUUUAGUAGUCAUGUUGCCUGGAAGGAAGGUGAGAGUAAUGCAGCCAUAGCAGUGGUGGUUAGGAAUCAUGUGGGGAAAGUUAUAGAUGGUGCAGCAAGAUUAGUUCACUGUUCUUCCCCCUCUAGCAGGAGAGGCGAUAGGCAAUUCAGUUGGCGUUUACCAUGGGAGCCUACUCCAUCAUCCUUAAUCGGUCUCAGAGGUUCUUAUCUCAGCCCUUGAGAGUAUUCAGAGGGAUGUUUGUUGGGAAAUUCAAGCUUCCGUCCAAGCUGUUAGAAGUCUAGCAGUUCCUGCUAAAGUAGCAGCUCACAACUUAGCUGAGUUGUGUUUUAAUCACCGUUUGCCUUGUAAUUGAUCAGUAGGGAGUCCUAGCUCCUUUGAGGCCAUCUGUAGGGCCUUGUAAUGCAUUUGCAAUUACAAAAAUGUAUAAUUAAUUUUAUUACGUUACAUUAUAUUCUA